Molecule: messenger RNA, 3973 nt
Organism: Prionailurus viverrinus (fishing cat)
Lineage: Eukaryota; Metazoa; Chordata; Mammalia; Carnivora; Felidae
Gene: MACO1
Product: macoilin 1
Exons: 11
Coding region: 180-2174 (664 amino acids)
Biological process (GO): neuronal signal transduction
Cellular component (GO): rough endoplasmic reticulum membrane
Source: RefSeq, a predicted model, not a curated record
CCCCUCCCCGUCCCACCCCCUCCCCCCGGGUGCUGGCUCCAUGUCUGUGUGACCGGCCCCAGGGGUAGAGUCCAGGCCCGACGCGGGGCGGGCCGGCGGCGGCGGCGGCGGCGGCGGCGGCGGCUGAGGUGAGAGACGGCGGCGGAGGCGGCGCGGGCACCCGGCCCCCCAGCGGGAGGAUGAAGCGGCGGAACGCCGACUGCAGUAAGCUCCGCCGCCCCCUAAAGCGGAAUCGGAUCACCGAGGGCAUCUACGGCAGUACAUUUUUGUACCUGAAAUUCCUGGUAGUGUGGGCACUUGUCCUCCUGGCCGAUUUUGUCCUGGAGUUCAGAUUUGAAUACCUGUGGCCAUUUUGGCUUUUCAUCAGGAGCGUCUAUGAUUCCUUCAGAUACCAGGGGCUGGCCUUCUCAGUAUUUUUUGUUUGUGUAGCAUUCACGUCAAAUAUAAUAUGUCUGCUGUUCAUCCCCAUACAAUGGCUUUUUUUUGCUGCUAGCACCUAUGUGUGGGUUCAGUACGUAUGGCACACAGAAAGGGGAGUGUGUUUGCCCACGGUGUCCCUCUGGAUACUCUUUGUUUACAUUGAAGCAGCGAUUAGAUUUAAAGAUCUCAAAAAUUUUCAUGUAGACCUUUGUCGUCCCUUUGCUGCUCACUGCAUUGGGUACCCCGUGGUGACUUUGGGCUUUGGCUUCAAAAGUUACGUAAGCUACAAAAUGCGGUUAAGGAAGCAAAAGGAAGUGCAGAAAGAGAACGAAUUUUACAUGCAGCUUCUUCAACAAGCCCUCCCCCCGGAGCAACAGAUGCUCCAGAAGCAAGAAAAAGAAGCCGAGGAAGCAGCCAAAGGAUUGCCUGAUAUGGAUUCCUCGAUCCUUAUACACCACAACGGAGGUAUUCCAGCCAACAAAAAACUCUCCACAACUUUGCCAGAGAUAGAAUACCGAGAAAAAGGGAAAGAAAAGGACAAGGAUGCCAAAAAACACAACCUCGGAAUAAAUAACAACAAUAUUCUACAGCCUGUAGACUCGAAAAUACAAGAAAUUGAGUAUAUGGAAAACCAUAUCAAUAGUAAAAGGUUAAAUAACGAUCUUGUGGGAAGUACAGAAAAUCUCUUGAAAGAGGACUCAUGCACUGCUUCCUCAAAAAAUUACAAAAAUGCCAGUGGAGUUGCGAACUCCUCACCUCGCAGUCAUAGCGCCACAAAUGGGAGCAUUCCUUCCUCAUCUAGUAAAAACGAGAAGAAGCAAAAAUGCACUAGCAAGAGCCCAAGUGCUCACAAGGACUUAAUGGAAAACUGUAUUCCUAAUAACCAGCUAAGCAAGCCAGACGCACUGGUGAGGCUGGAACAAGAUAUUAAAAAGUUAAAGGCUGAUCUGCAGGCCAGCAGACAAGUGGAACAGGAGCUCCGCAGCCAGAUCAGCUCCCUCUCCAGCACCGAGCGAGGGAUCCGCUCAGAGAUGGGCCAGCUCCGGCAGGAGAACGAGCUGCUGCAGAACAAAUUACAUAAUGCUGUGCAAAUGAAGCAAAAAGACAAGCAGAAUAUCAGCCAGCUGGAGAAAAAGCUAAAAGCUGAGCAGGAAGCCCGGAGUUUUGUAGAAAAGCAGUUAAUGGAGGAGAAAAAAAGGAAGAAGUUAGAAGAAGCCACUGCUGCCCGGGCCGUUGCAUUUGCUGCUGCGUCGAGGGGGGAGUGCACCGAAACCUUACGGAAUCGGAUCAGAGAAUUAGAAGCAGAGGGCAAGAAGCUCACGAUGGACAUGAAGGUGAAAGAAGACCAGAUCAGAGAACUAGAACUGAAAGUUCAGGAGCUUCGGAAGUAUAAGGAAAAUGAGAAGGACACUGAGGUGUUAAUGUCAGCCCUCUCGGCCAUGCAAGACAAAACACAGCACCUGGAGAACAGUCUGAGCGCAGAGACGAGAAUCAAGCUGGACCUGUUCUCUGCACUGGGGGACGCCAAGCGACAGCUCGAGAUCGCCCAAGGACAAAUUCUUCAGAAAGACCAGGAAAUCAAGGACCUUAAACAGAAGAUAGCCGAAGUCAUGGCCGUCAUGCCCAGCAUAACGUACAGCGCCACGACCAGCCCCCUGAGCCCCGUUUCCCCCCACUACUCUUCCAAAUUUGUGGAGACCAGCCCCUCUGGACUUGAUCCCAAUGCCUCUGUUUACCAGCCCCUGAAGAAAUGAAGGCCAGCUGUGGCUUUUGCCCAGCCAUUUGGUUACCAGAAGGCAUCACAAAGGAGCGUCUCUGGCAGUCAAGAUAAAAAAAAAAAAAAAAAAAAAAAGUUUAUAUUGUAUUUUGUGGGACUGUAUAUGUUGUCGUUUUUAAAAAGGGGGGAAAGAUAACAUCCAAGUCUGAUUAGAACUGCCCAUCAGUUUUUCUUGUAAAUUUUUAGAAGACCUCACAGAACUUUGCAGUUUAUUUUUCUCGGCCAACACAUUAAAACCAUUCUUGGAUUUCAAGUAGCCCGUUUUGCCUUUUAUGUAUUCUUACAGUUUCCUCUUGAAGAAAACAGACAAACAAACAAAAGCAGGGUUUUUGCUUCCCAAUCCUUUAUUUUUGUUCGGUUUUGUUCUUAAAUAAGCAACAAAACCUGCACGUUGGAUUCACGUGGGAUGCUAACAGAAACGUUUCUUUUUUAGAGUGGAAGGGUUAAUAACCUCACACAGCUUUGCUCUCAUAGCUGCAUUACCCAAGAUGAUUAUUGACAUGACAGAAAACAAAAGGUGAUUACCCCUCCGAGGAGCAGACCGACCCCAGGAGUGUCCCGUAAGCCCAGGGGAGCCAGGUGAUGGGACUUAGCUCUCGAGCGUCCCUGGGGUUGAGUCUGAAAUGCUCCUAUCCCCCUCGGGUGUGCAGUCCUAGAAAAUCGCUAGCAGUGCCUUGGGAAAAGACAUUUCAAGAGGAAACUUGAUGACUUAGUAAACUAUCUUCCCCCUUCCCCGCCAUCUGUCUUCUCUCUGUGUCGAGCUCACUGCGGAUCCUGCCGUACAACUGGCGUGUAGCUGGGCUCUUGGACGCCACCCCGGCUGCAUCCCGUGUCCUCUCAGAGAAAGCACCCGGGUGUUCUGGACUUCUCGAGGCAAGCACCUGGGGGCGGGGAGCCGGGCCGUGUGUGUGUGUGUGCCACAGACCUGCAAAGACAGCCAAGGAAAGCUGCAGUUCCGGGUUCGGGUUUGUUGGGUUUCGUUUUUUAAUCUCCUUUCGUUUAACUGUGCUUUUCCUCUCUUCAUCAUCUUGUGUUGGAUGAUUUAAAAGAAACUUGACUAUUCCUCAGCUCUUGUGCCAAGGAGGGUUUGUUGUUUUUGUUUUUGUUUUUAAGAGUUUUAAACUCAAAACUCUGCACAAAGAUUUCGGUUUCAAGUGUAUAUUAGACACUGGUAGAAAAGUGUUUGCACUGGCCACUUUUGGAAGUGUUUAAGAAUCCGGGGAGGGGGGAGGGGGGAGGGCCGGGGAGAGGGAGGGCCGAGGCAAAAUUGUAUUGGGAAACUAGGAAAAUUAAGGAACCAAAUAGAUUGGUUUUGCUUCCUUGCCAUGGAUUCUGGAAGGACACCGUUCUUCUCAAAUUUCCUGUCAAUUGGCAUGUACGUCAUAUUUAAAGCAGAUUAAGUGGGACGCGCAAGUCAGCAAAAUCGAAGUAUUAAAAAGAAUCAUCCUUUUAAUCACAGAUCUUAUUUGGGGGUAAGAAAAAAUAAAAAAAACUUCUAGCUUUAGCCAGGUGUGCAUGUUGCUGCCACUUUGCAUUUUUGAAUCAUCUUGUGUAAUUGUCACCAUGGAAGUGUUAACUCAGAACUGUCAUAGGUUUUUUUCGUCCUUGUGCAAAAACAUGGAAAAUUGUCACUGACUUUGUGUUGAGGUUUCCCCCACUUUGCUGCCUUUUGGGACACUAUUUUCGUUAAACACUUGGUCUUGGCUGCAUUCUUUUUUUUUUUUUUUUCUUUCCUGUGGGGUUCAAAAGAAUAAAAACAUUUUCUUACAGAUAAAA